This is a messenger RNA of Porites evermanni, 306 nucleotides long. Lineage: Eukaryota; Metazoa; Cnidaria; Anthozoa; Scleractinia; Poritidae. The record is from the annotation of a GenBank genome assembly.
GGCUGGGUGCGAUUUAAGGGAUACUGCUAUCUUGUCAGUAGCUCCAUCAAGACUUGGAAAAAUGCCCAAGCGUACUGCAAAGGACUGGGAGGAAAUCUGGUGAAAAUAAACAGCAAGGAAGAAAACGAGUUUGUACUAAACCUCGUAAACAAGCUCGCCCCAUCGCUGAAGCAGAUUUGGAUCGGACUCGAGUGGGAUUCUCAACUAAAGGCCUUCGUGUGGUACGAUCAUUCAGUUCCUACCUUCACCAAAUGGGCCCCAAAUGAACCAAAUUCAAAUGGUGUGGAGCCUUGUAGCAACAUGUGG